Molecule: messenger RNA, 1569 nt
Organism: Penicillium subrubescens
Lineage: Eukaryota; Fungi; Ascomycota; Eurotiomycetes; Eurotiales; Aspergillaceae
Exons: 4
Coding region: 1-1569 (522 amino acids)
Biological process (GO): transmembrane transport
Molecular function (GO): transmembrane transporter activity
Source: RefSeq, a predicted model, not a curated record
AUGCCGUCUCUCGAAUUGCAGCCGUCGUCGUCUCGGCCCGUAAACCAAGUCGAGGAGAAUCCAGGUUCCAAGGCCGACAUUGAUCUUGUCGAGAGCGCAGGGGCUGGCCGGGCGGCCACCUACGAGGAGUCUGUGGCAGCUCGUCUUCCCAAGGCUCAUCGUGACUAUCUGCUCGAACGCCAUGGCACAUUGGAGCUCGACCCUAUUCCCAGCAUGGGGCCUGCCGACCCUUACAACUGGCCUGAAUGGAAGAAAAUGGUCAAUUUGAUCCUGGUGGCAUUCCAUGCCUGCAUGGCCACCUUCACCGCCGCUGGUAUCAUUCCCGCCUAUGCUAACAUCGCAGAGGACCUCGGUGUCACCAUGCAACAGGCCAGUUACUUGACUUCGCUGCAAAUUGCCAUCCUGGGUGGUGCACCCCUUUUCUGGAAGCCCCUGUCAAACCGGUUUGGCCGUCGGCCCAUCUUCUUGCUGUCGUUGAUCCUCAGUCUGGUGUGUAACAUUGGCUGUGCGAAGAGCACGACCUAUGCAUCCAUAGCGGCAUGCCGUGCCUUGGUGGCUUUCUUCAUCUCACCUGCCUCGGCCAUUGGUAGCGCCAUCGUGAUGGAGACUACCUUCAAGAAGGACCGCGCCCGCUACAUGGGUGUGUGGACUCUGAUGGUCACCCUGGGAGUCCCGAUCGGUCCGUUCAUCUUCGGCUUCGUCACAUACCGGUUGAACUAUACCUGGAUCUAUUGGAUUCUGGCCAUGAUCAACGGUGGCCAGUUCAUCUUGUAUCUGUUUUUCGGACCCGAGACUCGUUGGGUUGGCAGUGGUGUCGAUCGCGAGGUGGCCACCUGGAAGACUGAAUACAUGUCUCUCCGCCGCAUCGAUCCCACUCCUCUGACCUGGUACGAGUUUGUGCGCCCGUUGACCAUGGUCCGCAAUCCAUCCAUCGUCAUCCCUGCCUGCGCAUACGCUAUGUGCUUCCUGUGGGGUAACAUUCUUGCUACCGUCGAGGUUCCCCAGCUGCUGCAGGAGAAAUUUGACCUUAACGCCGAACAGCUGGGCCUGCAAUUCCUGGGUCCCAUCAUUGGUUCUCUCAUCGGUGAGCAGAUGGGUGGUGCGCUGUCCGACUAUUGGAUGAAGCAGCGAGGGCGACGUAUGAACCGUAAGCCCGAUCCCGAGUUCCGGCUGUGGCUGAGCUACUUUGGCUUCGCCUUGAUCAUCAUCGGUAUCGUUGUCUUCUUGGUGUGCACUCAGGAGUCACCUUCCGGCCACUGGAACGUGUCCCCCAUCAUUGGUACUGCUAUUGGCGCCGUUGGAAAUCAGCUUGUGACCACCGUCAUGAUCACCUAUGCCGUAGACUGCUUCCCUCAAGAGGCCGCCAGCGUGGGUGUGUUUAUCACCUUUGUUCGCCAGAUUUGGGGAUUCAUCGGUCCUUUCUGGUUCUCGCCCAUGUUCGAGACUGUCGGUGUCGCACGCAGUUCCGCAAUUGGCUGUGCCUUGGUCUUUGCCGUCAGCGUUGUGCCAACCGCCAUCCUGCAGUGGCGUGGUGCCUUGUGGCGUCGCAACGCAGAGGACAAGGAGUAA